GUUGUAUGCGGCUGGCGAUGGCGGAGCGGCUGCUGCACGGAGACGGAGGGCUGCCAAGUGUUUAGGGAAUAAACCAAAACAAGAGAACAUAUACUUUUGUUUAUCAAACGAACAAAAUUAACCGAAACAACCGGAUGCGGACUGAAGAACUCGAACACACCGAUUCCUUUACUAGCUGAACUGGAAUAAACAGGUGGAUGAAUCGAGGAUGGCACAGUCGGGGGCGACCAGGAAAAAAAGAAGCUGAGCUGGAUGCGAGAAAAUACCGUUGAGUGCAAAUAAAUAAUAAGCACUGUAGCGCGGAUCUUGUUAACACCUGAAGGACGUUUAGCAGUGGAAGGUCGGCCCAACAGUAAACGUGAAUGCUCUGCUGUUUGGUUUGGUCCACCGGCACCAGUGAUGCUCUUGUCUGGGAUGCAAAUGGAAAAUAUUACCUUAUUUACUACAAUAAAGCAUGACGUUAACGUGGCUUAGUUUAAGGGUUUACAUUUAAUGGAUAAUUUUGCGACGCUAUACCAGAGGACAAGCAGUACCACAAACUUAAAAAAAUACAAAUCCGGGAAUGUCAGCUCUGUAUUUAGGGUGAUGGAGAAUUCGGGAAAUACGAGCACAUCAGAUAUUUAAUGUGGGGUCGGGUUUGGCGUAUAACAAGCGGUGCUAGGCAACGGUUAUGUGGAUCUACAAUAUACUAUUAAAUAUUUAUACCGCACCAAAAUGCAACACUUUAUUUUUGCAACAUAUUUAUAAUGCAAUUAACCAAGCAGCGGUAGAAUAGAGGGAUUUGCUACAGUGUAGAAAAAAAAAACAAACAAACAAAAACAAAACACAGUUGACCACACCAGAACUUGCGCUGUGUUUGGGUAAAAUACCAAUUUGAAACGACAAUUAAAUUAUAAACAGCCUUAUCAAAAAUGCCAUCAUGUAUUUUUUUUAAAUAACCUUUUUUAUAUAGGACAGUCAAAAACAUUCUAGGAAAAAGAGGAAACGAUUCAUUAAAUUUGAGAAGGGUAAGCAAACUACAGGAAAAUUAUAAUUAAGGGUCGACCUAAACAGGAGGGACGCGUGUUAGUAAUACAUUUAGUCCAGUGUUUACAUUGAUGUUUCUGCUUGCUUUGCAGUCGAUCAGCAAGCUGAAGUUUAACUUGUGGUGGAAAAAACAAAACAAAAAAAAACAGCUGACUGUCUACUGAGCCCACAGGUUGACCCGAAGCGAACACACACAGCAGUUUGUGUGUGUGGUGUGUGUGUUUUAAAGGAAGGAGAUGCCAUCGGCAUUACAACCGUGUUUAUGUUAACAUGUGGCAGGCAUGCAAACAGUCCAGAGAUUGGAAUGCAGUGUAUUGCACUUGGGAAGCCCGUGACACAGGUGCCAAUGUCUCAUAACAAUACAGGUUAGGCAGGGAGGUUUACUUUAUAAAACUUGUAUUAACACAACGAAGAGAAAUCACCUGAAGACUGGGCCAGUGAAAAAUAAGCUAAGCUUUGUGUUUGUCGAAGGAGACAAGUUUUUUUUUUUUUUUUUGUACAUGACAGGACAUCAUUUUAAAUUAAUUGGUUAAUUAUGAUUCUUGGAUUUUGCUUUCAAAUCAGAAAUUGCUAGUUUAAAUAAAAUGGAGCAGGUCCUGUUGUCAAGCCCAGGUGGGCAUUCAGACUGGGAAUUGGAGCAGAACAUGGGGGAUAUUCUCAAGGAAAGUCCAGAGUCUGGGCUGGACUUUAUCCAAGGAGAAAAAGAGCUGGUGUCCCUUAAGUUUGGGGAAAUUCUCCAGGAGAAUGCCUUGAACUUGGACGGCUUUUUUCGGCAUUCCAGGUACACUAACGUGGACCAGAUCUUGUCCUGGGAUGAUGGGCCGGAUUGUCCUGCACUGCAGUGGGAGAAACAUUCCAAACAGGACUUGGAUAUUAACCACACUGGCCAGCUGGAGCUUGUCGGUUUCCGUGACAAUAACUCAGUGUUCAGUAGUGACACUCCCUCGCUGCAAAGUGAAAUCUCCACACUGGAUUUGGAGAAAGACAUGGCCCUGAAUCCAGCCCUGCAGUCCCAAGUAGAUAUCUCUCAGCACUAUGGGAUCAAUUUGCUAGAUAUUAACACAGAGCUGUCGUUUAGAGAUGAGGGCUUUACAUUUUCGUCACAUGAGGAAACUUUAUCUGAAACGACAGACAAAGGUUCAUUUCAAGAGCCGGUAAUGGAUCUUCUUGGAUUGAGUAACAAGAUCCAGGGCAUACCUCUGAGCUCUCCCAGCUCUCCCUCCCAUACCUUGACUUCAGUCUUGGAGCCCUUCCAUGAUAGCCCAGCCUACACAUGGGCAAAGGAGCCCGCAUCACACGAGCAAGACCAAACCAGCUCCAGUCGGCUAGAUCCUGCUCUGCACCACACUGGACAUGUGGAUUCAAGACUUCCUGUUGAACAGGAAGCUCCUGAGCCUGACUUGGGACAGCAUAGUUUUCUGCCGCCCUCCCAAGAAGACUGCAAGCAGGGGGGCUCCAGCUGGAACAAUGGACUCCAGCCCCAGGCUCUAGAAGGGGUUUCUGAUGAGACAACCGAAGGUGCUGAGUUGUCUUCAGAUCAGGAGUUCUCAUGUUAUGAUCGAAUGCAUGACAAACAGGAUUGUGGUGAGAAUGUAUCGCAGGGUUUAGUGCAUGGCGAGCCAGGAUUGGACCACAAUUUGUUAUCCCAAGAAAAAGUGCACAGAAAUGUAGUUUUCAAUCAGAAUUUAUCUUAUGACCAGUUGCAUGACGUGCAAGGUUUGUGUCCGGAUGCAGUGUAUGGGAAAAUAGUUUUGGACCAGAGAUUAUCCCAGAAUAUAUUGCACAAAACUACUGUUUUGGAGCAAAAUUCUGUCCUUGAUGUAAUGAAUAAAAAGGAAGUUUUGGACCCAGAUUUGUUCCACGAUGUAGUCAGUUGUGACCAACGCAUUUUGGAACAGGACCUUCUAGAUGUUUCAGAACAGGAAUCGUCCCCGAGUUUGUUGCGGACUAACACGUGUGUGUCUCCGUCGGGUCAGUUGCUGGCUGAGGGGACAGAGUCUGCAGGGGGUGGCCCGGAUCUGGGGGAGGAGGCAGUGGAGCUCUCCCCACUGAGAGCUGUGUUUGACGCUCUGGACCAGGAUCAGGAUGGCUUUGUUCGCAUGGAGGAAUUUGUACAGUUCGCUACAGUCUAUGGAGCAGAACAGGUGAAAGAUUUAACCCGUUUCCUGGACCCUGGCGGCCUGGGAGUGAUCAGCUUUGAAGAUUUCUACCGUGGGAUCACAGCGAUCAGCAAUAGAGGCUCUGACAGUCCGUUGUAUGAAAUGGGGUUCAGUCAUGGGGCAGAGGCAGUCGGCUGCCCUGAGGAAUACGAUGAUUAUGCUGCCUAUGAGCAGAACGAGGUGACGGACAGCGCGUACCUGGGCUCGGAGAGCACCUACAGCGAGUGUGAGACGUUCACGGACGAGGACACCAGCACGCUGGUGCACCAGGAGAUGCACGAGGAGGUGGAGACGGACAGCGCUAUCGACGCAGCACUGCACUACACUGAGGAGGGGGCCAACAGGCCCCACCAGCACCGCCUCUCGCUGGACUCGGAACUCAACAACCACUCCCUGGUGACAGUGAUCAGUGGGGAAGAGGAGCAUUUUGAGGACAUCGGGGAGGGCCGUGACUCGAAGCUGCUAGCUGACACCUCCACCACUGGACCAGAUGCGGACACCAGUCUGACCAGCCAGCUUGAGGGCUCCAUGCUGCUCUCACCCAGCGCUGGUUCUUUCUCUGCAAGCUUACAGAGCUUUCUUAGGGAGGAGGUGCUGGACUUUUUUUGUAGCCAGUGUCACAGACAAAUUAAUCGCCUUGAGGACCUCUCUGCCCGCCUGAAUUACCUUGAAAUGAAUAGCUCCAGCAAAAGGCUUUCCAGCAGGAAGAUGGCGAGGCACCUUCACCAGACCAGCACGCUAACAAUGGACAACAUAGAGGACCUGUCAAGAGACAUCAUGGAGCUCGCCGAGACUGAUAUGACUGACAAGGUCAUGUUCUUGGAGAAGCGUGUGUCAGAAUUGGAGAAGGAUUCAGCAGCGAAUGGGGAGCAGCACACCCGUCUUAGACAUGAGAACCUGCAGCUCGUGCACAGGGCGAAUGCUCUGGAGGAGCAGCUGAAGGAACAGGAGUCCCGCGCUGAGGAGGCCCUUCUCACUGAGAUCCGCAGGCAGAAGGAGGUCCUGUGCAAGGUGGAGAGAGAGCGCAGUAUUGAGAUCGAGAACCUGCAAGCCAGGUUGCAGCAGCUGGAUGAGGCGAACAGCGAGCUGCAGUCAUGUGUUCCCUGCCUGCGUGCCAACAUCGAGAGAUUGGAGGAGGAGAGGCGGAAGCUCCAGGACCAGGUGGAAGAUGUGACUCUGCGACUGAACGAGGAGCUGGAGAGCCGGGGGAAGAUGGCAGACAAGUUGGCUCAUGAGAAACACAAGAACCAGAAGGAAAAGGAGUCUACACAGGAGCUGAUAGAGGAUCUGAGGAAGCAGCUGGAGCUCCUACAGUUGUACAAGCUGGAGGCGGAGGCAAGGCGCGGACGAUCGGCCAGCGCAGGGCUGCAGGAGUACAACAGCCGCACACGAGAGGCAGAGCUGGAGCAGGAGGUGCGGAGACUCAAACAGGAUAACUGCAGCCUGAAGGAGCAGAAUGAUGAGCUCAACGGGCAAAUUAUCAACCUGAGCAUCCAGGGAGCCAAAAACCUUUUCUCAGCCUCCUUCUCGGAGUCACUAGCAGCAGAGAUCAACUCUGUGUCACGGGACGAGCUGAUGGAAGCGAUCCACAAGCAAGAAGAUAUCAACCUCCGACUGCAGGAGUACAUCGACCGGAUCAUUGUAGCCAUCAUGGAGUCCAACCCCUCUAUCCUGGAGGUGAAGUAGGACCCCCUCCCUGGAGACAGACCCUGAGCCCCCCACUCCCUUGCAUCACCACUGAGCCAUCACUGUGAGGGAGUAGAAGAGGGGGCUCACAUGAUGAGUUUGGAUCCCUGGUCUUGGGCUGGUCAUGUCUGUAAAUACUUUGUUUGUAUCCCGGGGUCGGCACACCAGUGGGGAGUGCAAUGGAAGGGACUUAUGUCUUUCUGUACUGAGUGGUUCCUGUGACUUCCUGUGACACCAGAGAAGGAGGGGCCUGGCUUUCCCAAGUGUGUGUGUGAGAGAGAGAGAGAGAGAGAGAGAGAGAGAGAGAUUCUCCCAUCAGGGGUUCACAUGUCCACACGCUGGCUUCCCCUUUUAUAAGUGAAAUAAUAAGCUUAAAACACAUUUGCUUCGCUCACUUUAGGAUAACGUAUCAUUUUUCACUUUGAUUCCAGAUGAAGCCCAUUUAUCCUGCCAUAUCGCUGUCAGUUUAUUGGAAGACCAGUACUAACUGUGUACCACUGGGUACCGUUACCAGUUUAAUGGGGAAUCCAAAUAUUACUUCCAUGAUGCUUCGUGGCAGGCUAAAUGGGCUUCACUUAAACUAAAAUCACUUGAGGGUGUUCUCCUAAUGGGAGGUACCAAACAAUCUGGUCAGCUCGAUUCUAGGACUAGCAUUAACUGCCUAUAUAGCAACCUUUUCCUCAAACAAGCCUACCAUUUCAUUUGUUGUAUUGCAUGUAUAUAUUCAGUCUGUGCCUGACUAGGUAGCAAUGCACAUGUUAACCCCUGUGUGUCUGUUUCAGUGUGUGUGUGUGUGUGUGUGUGUGUGUGUGAGAGAGAUAUAGCUAGUGAUUUCUCCUCUGCUUUGGCUCUGUACAUAAGGGAGCGCCAACUAUGGCCUGGAGGGCCAGUCCCCUUGGUUGUGCUGCAGAGCGAGGGCCAAAGGGCUGGUCCUCUUCAGCAGUGUGCCAGUGAAGCUUCACCCUGCCAACAGGGGGCAAUCUCACCAACUCCAAACCAACUCUCACGUAAACCCUGGGUCUCCGAUAUUUAUAAAAUGCAAGCAAUACAGUAUUCCAGUGGCUAUAGGCUGAGCCUAUUUUACAAAAUGGGAGAACAGUGUUGAAAAUAAUGUAAAUGAGGUGUAAACUUUCAAUUGUGAAUUAAAACUAACAUGUCUUAAAAAAUCCACAGGGCCUGUCGUACAGUAAAAUCUGGCUUAGAAAGAGGAAAGCACACAGGAGUUGUAAAGCUGGUAGGAGUGACCUACUCUUUAGUGAGAGUCUGGCUAUAGCAAAUUAAGAGAAGUUGAGAGUUUCUCAGGAGUUUAAAAGGCAUAGACUAAAAGCUUAAUUUAAAUUGCACUGUAGUACUGCAUAUUCUCUUAUGUACUGUGUGCUGCACUUAUAUAUACUUGGGUAACUAAAGUACACAGGCAAUCACUUCGGGGAGAGUUGGAUUACUGUCAAUCACCUAAUUACCUUAAUUCUUACACCGGUGAAAGAAAAAAAAAAAAAAAUAGUUUAUUGCACUUAAGACCUUAAAGUGUCACUGUUUUGGGAUUACGCAAAGACAUGUUUUCAAAUUUGGGAUGCCUCUAAAGUCACAGUAUGAAAAAGAUGAAGAUAUUUUCUGAAUGAUGUUCAGUUUUGUUUUGCUGCAGAAUCAGACUCUCUUCAGUUUUAAUAGACUGUAAAUGUGUGCUGACUGCCUGCCUCAGAGUCAGAAUAAUAUACCUGUAUAUUUGUGCUGACUGCCUGCCUCAGUCAGAAGUGGUUCUACACAUUCUGCUCUGACAUUGUGGGGCAGGUUGCAGGCACACGUGGAAAUAUUGAGAACUGCUGAGACACUGUAAUCUCUCCGGGGAAAUGACGUGUAAUUAUCGACUGCAUUACAAACAUAUAAUUAUGAUAAAUUUAAAAAUUAGUGUUGACAUUUCUCAUAGUUUAUAAAGAUUUAGUUUAAAUGCAUUAUGUGAAAGAAUAUGUUUUCACUGCUCUUAUAUACAGUGUGGUUUGUUCAGUCAGGCAUGUUGGCAGGCAAUUGUACUGUAGUAUGUAAAUCACUUUAAUAUUUCACUAUAGCAAGAUAAGAGGGAGAACUGCACUAUGAAUAAAGUCCAAUGCAUGGCAAUGGAGAGAAAUGGUGGAAUAAUAUAUUUUUAUACUCCUGAACUCUUUUUCACAGUAUCGAAGUUAUAAAAGCAAGGAAAGGGGAGAAUACUGUCAGAUCUACCAUAUUCUAUUCCUGACAUGAUUUUUUAAAACUUUGGUAACUAUAAAGUUCAUUACAAAUAUUAGAAGAAACUGUUUUUGGAUGAUACUUUAGUACUAGGGCAAUAUUUCCUGAACUGGCAGAAAUUAAAAUUGGCAAUUAGUUAUUAGGGUAUAUUUCAAAGCUCUGGUUAGCCGUUUAUCUCUGUUUAUCAUGCUGGAGACGAACAAAAAUACGGGGAAGAAAAAAAUGGAGUUAACAACUAUGGUGUUGCAAAGAAUGUGUUUUGAGAACCAACAUCUUUCCUGGUGAAAUGCAAGCUUUUUUUUUUCUUUUUUUUUUCCCCAGUUAAUUCAUAAUUGUAAUUUAGGGGUUGGUUAAUUCAAUCAACCAAUUGCUUAAUAAGCCACAGCUGGUUUUUAUAGUGCAUUCUACAGCACUGGAGAAUCGCCCCAAAUAAAAAGUGGUUGAUGCAAGCCUGUUGGAUUCCCUGGUUCUGUAAACUUCUUUAAAUAAAAAUGGAAAAAUCCAGCUGUGGCUUAUCGUAGGUGUUGUCAACCCCUUAGCCUAGUUAGAAUGUGCAUUACACUAAAUUGCAGAACAUUUUGGUUUGUUUCACCUGUGUCCUUCUCGCCAAAAACAUUCCUUAAACCCCAGAUCAGGGCUAGUUUUCCUGAUUCGUUUAACUUUCAAAGCAUCCAUACUUCAAGUCAGUACCACUAUUGUCAAACCAAGCUCUUUGCAAAGAACAGUAGAAAUGUAAAAACAGUCAUUCAGAGGUAGCACCUUAGAAAAGCUACCCAGCCACACAGUGGAAUCCCUAUAAGAUAAAGAAGCCCAUCUAGAACUGUCUUGCAAACCUCUACAAUUCACGCUCGCUUCUUAACAUUUCGCAGUGGCCUUGGAUAUAAAUCUAAUGUAUCUUUAGAAAUCUAUCUGUCUGGUAACUGCAGUUAUUUUGUAUAGAAUGAAGGAGAAUGAUUAUUUUUGUUUUUUUCUUGUUUGCAGUGGGUGACCCAGUCAGAAUUAAUCUGUACCCCUGAAACACCCACUUUUCAGAUGUACCUAUCUCCCCCUCUCCCUCAUAUCUGUAUAAGCAGAAAGAUGUCUUCAAAUUGUAGGGCUGGUUAAUACUGUUGUGGGGAGAUGGCAUAAUUCAUUUACAUAGGUGCAAUGGUGAUUAGUAAUGUAUUACACUGUGAUUUAUAUGUGUACUUACCGUGUACAACUGGAAUUCAUAUAUCAAUUAGCCAUAUAUUUGAACUACCUUCCCCAAUUGAUUCUUAUCCAGGUCUGAAACAAGUAUUAACUAAUACCACUCCAAUUAAUAUCAUGUGAUUUGAUUUUUUUUCAGCAUAGUAUAGUUUAUAGUUUUGUUUUUAACAAUAUUUUCAUUAUUGUAACUUUACAUGGUAACAGUUUAAUGCAAAAGUAUUUUUUCUUUAACUUUCUAAUUAGUGCCUGAUCAAAAAAGCUAUUGAUUUCACAAUGUACAUGACAUUUUAAACCCUUUACAUGAAGAUGUUAGAUAGAGAACAAAAAAAGGGACAAGAACAUAAGAAAUUCUAGAACGAGGAAAGGCCAUUCAGCCUACCUAUGCUCAUUCACUCAUGCCAGCGUGGUUUUUUAGCAGAGAAAAAACUGCAUUCAGUUUAUUCUUGAAGGAUCCGAUAGUCUCUGCUUCAACAGCUGUCAGGCAGCCUGUUUCAAUGGUUCACCACCCUUUCUGUGAAAAAGCUCCUUCUCUCUGUGACCUGUAAAAAAAGAUAAUUCUAAGCAGUUACUUUGUUAAACCCCUUGACAAUUGAACUCUCUGACUCUCCUUUCUAGGCUAUACAGAUUCAGUUUUUUCAGUUCAUCUUCAUGUGACAUACCCUUCAAUCCUGGAAUUUAAUCAUGUUGCUCUCCUCUGUACUCUCCAAUGCCUCAAUAUCUUUCUUAUGAUAUACGGAGACCUCAGCUGGACACAGUAUUCUAGGUUUGGUCACACCAGUGCAUUAUAUAAUAUAGCUAUAAAUGUAAUAUAACUUCUCUAGAUUUGAAUUCAACUCUCUUGGCUAUAUAACCUAACAUUCUAUUUGCCUUUUUUAUAGCAUGGUUUAGAGAUUCAUCCACUCCUACAAGUCCUUUUCGUACGUAGCUUCCUCUGUUUCUUACUAUUCAUGUUGUACUUGACUCUAAUUUUUUUGUUCCCUAUGUGCAAGACUUUACAUUUAUUCCCAUUCAAUUUCAUCUGCCAUGUGCCAGCCCAAGCUUGAAUCUUGUCUAAAUCUUUUCUACUAGUGAAGUUGCUGAUUGGGAGUUGACUACUCCUCCCAGUUUUGUGUCAUCUGCAAAUUUGCAUAGCUUACUGAUUACUGAUAGCUUAUAGAUUAAGAAUAGCAGUGGUCCUAAUACCCAAUAAUGAUAUAACUCUUUCUUGUAAUCAGAUAUGAAUCCAUGCUGCUACUUUACCAUUUAUUCCUGCUGAGUUUAUCUUUAAGUGUAGUCUUUAAGCCUCCACUAGUGUGUUCUACUAUUAUAACAACCUUGACUUGCAUAAAGAAGCAAAAACAUGGAGUGAAAUAGUACAAAGGUGACUCUUGAAAUCAGGACUUAAAGGAUGUGUUGCAGUAAGAAUACCUCUGUUAAGAAAGGGGAAUAAGGCUAAAAU
Polyodon spathula (Mississippi paddlefish) is the source of this 9717-nucleotide messenger RNA. Its product is annotated as rab11 family-interacting protein 3-like. Gene Ontology annotation, cellular component: midbody; recycling endosome membrane; endocytic vesicle. The coding region runs from base 1611 to 4871 and encodes 1086 amino acids. Gene Ontology annotation, biological process: endocytic recycling; regulation of cytokinesis. NCBI's taxonomy places the organism in Eukaryota, Metazoa, Chordata, Actinopteri, Acipenseriformes, Polyodontidae. Gene Ontology annotation, molecular function: calcium ion binding. The transcript is spliced from 15 exons. The record is from RefSeq and is a predicted model, not a curated record.